CAUUAUCAAUCGCGAGAUGGCGCAAACUGCGACUGCUAUAACCUACAAACUUUAUGCAACAACAAUGCUGAAAAAUACGUUGCUUUUCCUCAAAAACUUCAGGAAAUAUUCAAAUGUUUCACCAGUACCUAACGUCAAGGAGAAAUGGGACGUGCUGACUGCUGUUCUCUUAGAAAGAGGGCCUGUGAUAACUCGGGCGAUGAACGAUCUGGAAAAAGCUUUUAGCGAGUAUUUAAGCGCGGUAGAAUACGAAAGAAGUUUGAUCAACGAGGUGGAAUUAAAACUGGAGCAGGAAACGAAGGUGUUGCAGUUAACUAAAGAAGCAAAUGACAUAGAUUUGGUUUUGACGCAAACAACGCGGGAUGUAAUCGAUGCCGCUAAAGAGGAACUGCUUCAAUUUAAGGCGGCACCAAGGAUUACCGACGCUGACAAAAAAGGAGAUCAAAGAUCUCUCCGUCGCAAGUUAGAUAAGCAUCUCAUUUUCGUUGCUAAGCAGAAUAUUGGCAAUGAGAGUCAUUAUUUGCUGCCUCAAACUGCAAGGGAGGAGAAUGAAUCCUUACGGCAAUGUGCGGAGAGGAUUUUAAAUGUAAAUUUUGGAAAAGAACUCAAGACGCAAAUAUAUGGCAACGCGCCAUGUGGAGUGUACAAGUACAAAUAUCCUCAAGCGGUGCAAAAUGAGAGAAAUGUUGUGGGGGCUAAGGUUUUCAUAUACUUCGCAAGAUACCUGAGCGGACAGGUUCCCGAGCAGAAACAUGAUUACAUGUGGCUGGAUCGAAAUGAACUGAAGAAAGUUUUACCCGGUCCCUACAAAAAUUGUGUUUUAUCUGUCAUGAUAGAUGAUUAAUUUUUGUUCCUCAAAUAUACACUUUAGUUAUAAACAUGCACAUUAAUGUUUUAA
Cylas formicarius (sweet potato weevil) is the source of this 898-nucleotide messenger RNA. It is a transcript of the gene mRpL46, whose product is annotated as large ribosomal subunit protein mL46. Gene Ontology annotation, cellular component: mitochondrial large ribosomal subunit. Bases 17 to 844 code for a protein of 275 amino acids. Lineage: Eukaryota; Metazoa; Arthropoda; Insecta; Coleoptera; Brentidae. Gene Ontology annotation, molecular function: structural constituent of ribosome. The transcript is spliced from 5 exons. The record is from RefSeq and is a predicted model, not a curated record.